This is a messenger RNA of Acanthamoeba castellanii str. Neff, 2856 nucleotides long. RefSeq names its product protein kinase domain containing protein. Gene Ontology annotation, biological process: protein phosphorylation. NCBI's taxonomy places the organism in Eukaryota, Discosea, Longamoebia, Acanthamoebidae. Gene Ontology annotation, molecular function: ATP binding; protein kinase activity. Bases 1 to 2856 code for a protein of 951 amino acids. The record is from RefSeq and is a predicted model, not a curated record. The transcript is spliced from 24 exons.
AUGACCGCUACGCGCGCAUUCUUUGCCUUUGUGGUCCUCGCCCUCGUGCCACUCCUCGUCCACGGUGCUGUGCCGUUCCGAGUGUGCGAGGACGCCAAGCAGCAGCAGGUGGCCCAAGGAGGCCGCACCGAAGUCCAGCUCGUCUACAACGAGAACCGUCGCGAGUACUUCUCCGUCCACCUCUUCUACGAGGGUCACGACCAGGCGUCGGUGGUGGGCCAGCGCUUCGACGAGCGCGGCAGCCCUGUGGGCGAGCUCAUCCCCAUCUUCCCCUGGCGCCAAGGCCAGCCGAUCUCGCAGCACAAGAAGCAGUUCCCGGUUGUCGCCUACAACAACAACACCGACAACUACCUCGUUGCCUGGGAGUUCGACUUCAAUGGCAACGGCGUGGAUUGGGACGUGGUGGCGCGAGUUGUAAGUGGCGCGGGCGAGCCCCUCGGCCCCGGCGCCUUCUUCCUGGCCUCGUCGUUCGGUCGCGAGGACUCCCCGCACCUGGCCUUCUCCCCCAAGGACAACAACUUCGUGCUGGUGCACGAGGUGGACGACCGCAUGGGCACGCGCGGCAUCAGCGUGCAGCGCCUGAACGAGACCCACGCCAUCGGGCAGCCCAUCCUCCUCAACACGAGCUACAUCGACAGGGAGCCCUUCCUCGCCUACCACCCGCCCUCCAACGACUUCCUCCUCGUCUGGGACUGGGACCAGAACAACGACAACAAGACGGAGAUCGGCGCCGUGCUGGUGGGAGGCAAUCCCAUCGUGGCGAGGAACUCCGUGCCCAACCUGGUCGGCUCCACCGUCGAGAGCAUCGGAGGCGUCCGCACGCUGGCGCACGACCACGACGCCCAGCUGGCCUAUUCGCCCAAGCAGGACGCCUUCCUCCUCACGUGGGAGGUCGACGGCGACAGCGGUGAGAAGGAGGUGGUCUGCAGCCUCGUCUCAUCCAAGGCCAAGGCCACCGGCAUCUUCAAGGUGGUGGGUAACGCCAGCCACCCGUUCGACCGCAAGCCGACGCCCGUCUACUCGUCCUUCUCCGACGAGUUCUUCAUCGCCUACGAGAGCGGCCCGAAUGCGAAGUCGACGGGCAUCGAGGGCGUGGCCUUUGCGGGCAAGGACCUCUCGGCCGACACGGAUCCCUUCGCGGUGAGCCAGAGCCUCAACAGGGAGCACGCCCCGGCCGUCGCCCUCUCCACCACGUGCGGCAACGUCUUCGCCCUCUGGUCCUCCGAGACCAGCCUCUCCCGCCGCUCCCUCCCCGCCGCCGCCCCCGCCAAGGCCAAGAAGCCCGUGGCCACGUUCGCCCAGGCCACCGCCCACCUGCAGGCCCGCGAGGAGAACAGCGGCCUGACGGUGCGCGCCUACGCCCCGCGCUCCAAGUUCUCGACGGGCCUGCGCGCCGACGAGACCGCCGCGGUCGCCCACGUGUACCUGCCCGCCGACUUCCCCAGCAAGGUGCGCUCCGCCGCCGAAUCCGCCGAUGAUGCCACGGUCGAGCCCCGCAGCUCCACCGCCUCCCUCCAGGCCAUCCGCGUGUGCCUCCCCGGACGGGGUUCGUGCUCGGCUGCGGGCACGCCCCUGCCGGCGCCUUCUGCGUCGCCGGCGCCCACCAAGGACGAGGGCGGCGGCGGCAACGCGAUGGGCAUAGUGCUGGGCCUGCUGGGCGCCGCGGUGGUGCUGGCCGGUCUGGGCGUGGGCGGCUACGUGGGCUGGCGCCGAUUCCCGCAGAUCCGCGAGUGGUGGGAGGCCCGCAGGAGCGGCGCCCACGUCCUGGGCACGUGGGCCGAGGAGAGCGAGUUCUCUAUCUCCGUCGACGCCUUCUCCAACGACGACUCUGGCGGCGCUGCCGACGACGAGGAGCACCACUACCAGCCCAACAACCACACCGCAAGGAAGACAGCCAGCCAGCAGCGACCGUUUUUCAAUAGGAAGUCCAAGGCCUCCACGCCCGCUGCCGCAGCCCCGACCAGCCCCACCACCACCACCACGCCCGACCGGGGCGCGUUCUCGACAGUGCGACUGGGCGAAAACCGGGAAACACAGGAGCAGGUGGCGAUCAAGAUAAUCGAGAAGAAGAGCGUGGUCACGGACAACGCCAAGAAGAACCUCGACCGCGAAAUCCAAAUUCUCACCCGCGUCGACCACCCCAACAUUGUGACGCUGAAGGACAUGUACGACACGGGCGACCGCUUCCUUUUCGUCAUGGAGCUCCUGUUCGAUCGGAUCGUGGAGAAGGGUUCGUACAGCGAGGACGACGCCAAGACGCUCGUGCGGCAGAUUUUGCAGGGCGUGGGCUACCUCCACUCCACCGGCAUCGCCCACCGCGACCUCAAGCCGGAGAAUUUGUUGCUUAAGUCCCGGGAGAGUGACAUGGACAUCAAGAUCGCCGACUUUGGUCUCUCGUCGUUCGUGGAUUCGCAAAAGAUGAUGACCGCCUGCGGCACCCCCGCCUACGUGGCUCCGGAGGUGCUCUCGUCGGGUCAGGGCGGGUACGACAAGGAGGUCGACAUGUGGUCCGUGGGUGUCAUCACCUACAUCCUGCUGUGCGGAUUCGCGCCAUUCCACGGUGAUUCGGUGAAGGAGCUCCUGCGAGUGGUCGUUCGCGCUCAGUUUUCGUUCCCGUCGCCCUACUGGGACCCGAUCUCGCCGCAGGCCAAGGACUUUAUCAGCAAGCUGCUGGUCAAGGAGCCUUCGGAGCGGCUGAGCGCUUCGCAGGCCGUGCAGCACCCGUGGCUCAAGUCGGCGGGCUCCCGCAUCAGCCUGCCCUCGUUCCGCGACCAGAUGCAGAGAUACGUCAUCUCCCGGAAGCGAGAGUCCCAAGAGGCCAUGGAAAAGCUGCUCUUCAACCAAAACCAAGGCUGA